AUGCUUUACCCCACGGAAAACAUGAAAUCGAGUAAAAAAAACAUGCACCAGUGCAGGUUUGUUAACCAUACACGAUUUUUCUCAUUUCCCAACGUUCAUGAAAAGCAUUUGAAGAAAAUGAAGCAAAGCAAUUUUGUCGUGUUUCCGAUAGAGUUAUCAAAAAAAAAACAUAUAUGACCGAGUCAAGCAAUUUCCGCUACGAGUGUCCGUAAAAUCAAAAUUUUACAAUGAAAAAGGAAAUUUGAUAUUUUUUGCCCAGACCAAAUGUUCAUUCGUUGCCAUCCUUUCAAGGUAAACUGAGAGUCGCAAAGUUUUACGGCUCUUUUUGUUCUGAGCCAAGGCUACGGGCUUAUUUGUUGAAGAAUGUCAGAUCUGUCAGAAUCCAGUGCACCUCCGUCACCGCCAUGUUUACGGUACGCUUGUUUUUGCUAGCUUUCUCAAACCAUUUUCUUGCUCAUUUUUGUAAGCUUUGUAUUACGAUUAGUUGUAAUCCGAGGUUUUAACUGUAAUUUUUGACACAGUAUAAAUGCAAUACGAAAAAAAUUGGCUCUCAAAAAAAUUCCUAGUUUUAAAGUUCAUUUUUUUGUAAAUCAAACUUAUAGCUGAGAUAACUCAGUGUGUUAAACGAAGGUACCAAAUAUUGAUUUAUUCAUGCUUCAAUAGAAUCAAAUAAGUUCAAUCUCAUUAGUUUCCAUAUGAAUAUAUCUGAUUUUUCCGCGCAAACGAAUGAAACAGUUCCCAUUAAAUUGAGUGGAUACCGUCAGAAAAGAUACAAAAAACGGGGUUUUGGUCCCAACUUUCUUGCAAGGAUUUCCAUCUUUCUGGAACUUUCUGGAGCAUUGAUGACUGUUAUUUUCAACACUCUGAUAAAGUUUCAGCUCACAGAAAAAAAAAAACGAUUCUACUCCUUACAAGAAAAUUGUGACCAAAGUCGCGUUAUUUCGCAUAUUAACGGUACCGUAUUUCAAAAGUUUCCUUCAUUUCUAUCAUGAUCCAGUCUCUCUCUUGAAUAAAGUAUUCGAAGUGUUUGAAACUUUCAGAAUGAGAAGAGCCGCAGGAGCUCACGUUCGCUCAACCCGGGUGAAAACAGCCAUGUUGGCUAGAACUGGAAUCGAUGGGAAACUUUUAGCGCCAUCUUUAAAGUUUGGAACUUCUGGAAUAGCUCCUCAAUUCGAAGUUCAGAACCGAAUAUGUACGGAACAUUCUGCACAAAAAGUACCAAACAGGAGCCAUGGCUGCUGUCUGGCAAGAAGAACAUCAGCGAAUGCCGCCGCCGCCACCAGUAGUCGUACCGAGAAGACCUCGCAGAUGGUUAAUAUUUUCGAAACACGUGAGAUAAAAAUGAGAUAGCGAAGACCGAAAGUGGGCGCUCAUGUAAAAAAAAACUAAGGGGGUUCGUUUCAAAGCCUAAAGACCACGAUGAACAUUAAAAAACAAAAAGUUCGAGAUUUGUGCCAAGUGGCAAUCCAAUCAGACUCGAUGAGUCUUUGAUGGCGACGUCAAGACGCGCGGGUAAUCCUACCUCAAAGCACUUUCUUUCUUUUCUUGAAACGCCACCGUCAAGGCUUAAAAUUCCAAUAUUUGGACCCAUCUCGACUGCGACGUUGUAUGACCCAUUCCAUAUUUCAAUUUCUCGCUUUUUUUCAUUUCAACCCUAGAUGGCGUUGAAUCUUGACGUUGAAGACCUUGAACUUGACUAUUUACGGCAAGUUUUUCUUUCUUUUUUUCUAAUAGACUGAGUGAGUUUUCAUAAUCAUUAAGCUGUAUGAGGGCAGUUGAAAAAAAGCGAGGUUUUAUUAAUUUUGUUUUUGUUGAAUAGGAUCCACAUCAAUUCGAUUUUUUUGGAAUUUUUUUAAAUGUUCUCAGAUUCUUAUUAAUAUUCCAGGCUGAUUCCACCUUUAUGCUAACUUUUUUUUAUCAGAAGCAUCAAUUUUUUUGAAAUUUUCACUGGUUCAAAAAGUUUUUUUAUAGUCCCAUGACAUUGAAAAAUUUUUCAUCCUAAAUUUCUAUUGGAUUCAAAGAAAAAAAUAAAAAGAACAAAGCGGAUAUUCAAUGGCGCCCUAUGAAAAAAUCAGCCCCUAUAAAAUAGUAUAAUAUUAUCAAAUCCCUUCCAUUCGAUAACAAUAUUCAAAUUUACAGCCGAAGAUCAGUCUCCAAAGAUGAAAGUCCUCGUAGCGGUCUGAAACCAAACGACACUCUUGGCGUCGACAGACGGGAAUCUUCUUGCAGCGUACAAGAGCGCCGAAUCGAAGAGCAAAGGCUUGAUCAUUUUUUUCCACUCAGCUAUUUUUAUCCCAUUUUUUCAAUAUAUUGAACGUUUCAAAAAGUUUUAAUGAUUCAAGAAAGAAUUUCAGAAAAUACAGUUCAUUCGGUGUGGAAUCGCCUGUUCACGUCGACCUUGUUCCAAUUCCUUCUACUCCGAGAGUUUCUCAGUCCUUCACGGAAAAUUGGCAUGCUUCUAUCAUUGUGAUUGAAUACUGUUAGUAAAAGGAAUUUUCCUAAAUUUCAGAAAAAAGUUUCUCAAAUCCGUGGCAAGAGCGUGCCGUCGAACUCAAGAACUCCAGAUCGCUUGAAACUGGAUGAUGAGUGGAACUCUCAAGAGGACAAAAAUAAGGUAAAAAAAAAUGGAGUUUCCGUUAAAGUGUAAUAAAAACCUCCAAAAAAGAUCAGAAAAAACAAUAUUUCAGGUGCGCAAGUCAACUUCUUUCAAUGAACCAGUUCAGGAAGUGGUUUUCCGUAAACAGGUUUGGAAAAAAACAUUUUAGAAUUGAAAAAAACCUACUGGAAUACUUUUUAUUAAACCAAAUUUGGAUGACUUAUGAUUAUGGGAAGUUUAAUUUCCGAUAUGAGAAAGUGAAGCAAAACUUUGGAACUUCAUAGUUUCGAAACCCUAUAUCUUUGUCAAUUUCACUUCAAAACACACUCAACCAGUUCAAAAAAUCAUCAAGAAUAUUUUCUAUCAGUUACCAUUCAAGAAACUUGAAAGAAAAUGUCAAAUGUGAGAAUGAGAAAAUAGAAAAACAGUAACUUUUUUUAAAUUUCUCGAACGUUCCAUCGUUGUUAAAGUCCCUAGAGCCGUCACACAACAAAACGGAACAUAUCAAAGCUACCGUACUUUUGAGAUUUGCGGAAAUUACCUCUUUCUCCAUUUUCCUGCAUUUUUUUUCACUACAACAAACGCCGUGGAAGCGAAUUUCUCAGAACUUACAAAAAAGAAAACGCAUGAUCAGUCUAGAGAGCUUCGAAUCACAACGACCAAGUCGUUGAACUCUUACACAGGUGCUGAAAGUAAGGCUCCCACCUGGCAGACUUUUUUUUAUUCUCGAAAAAAGUCUGGACGUAAAUAAUCACUGCAUGUGGGACUUCAAACACUUCUUCUUCUCUUCUUGCUGUGAGGUGGUUUAGAUGACAUUUUUGAAUAGAGUGGAGACGAUUUUUUGGUUACUGCUGUAUUGUAUCCGGAAAAAAGUCGAUCAGAGAAAAUUUAAUAAUAGUUUUCAUUCCAACUUUUUGAAAGCAAAGUUUUGGGAAAUUUUCUUGUCGAUAGGUUGAAAACUUUUGAAAAAACAGAUUUUAUUUUAACAGGAAUUAAACUGUCACAAGCUCAAAUUGAUUGAUUACUCUUUUUUUGAGUUUUUCGAAUGCUCUAACCAAAUUUACCAUAUUAUAAAGCCAUUGGUGGUUUAUUAAUCAUACCAUUUUAUUUUUGGAUCGCCGAAUUUUUUCCCGACUAUUAUGCUUCAAAAUACUUCAAACCUCUUGCCAGCAUUUACAAUAGAUAGCAGUCUUUUAAGAUCAGAAUAUUCAUUUUGAAACGGUGAACACAGUUUAGCAUUUCGAGAAAUCCAGUGCGCAAAUAUUGAACUAUACUGUAACUCACCACACUUCAAUAUGUGAAAAGUUCGCAGUCUGGGUUUAUUUUGAACUUGUUCCAACAGACAUCCUCUCCUAAAGCUUGUUGAAGUCGCAGAACCUUCCAAAAACAAAGAUCACCCUUUUUUCUUUUUUUUCCACAUUUUUCCGCGAAUAACCAUCUUUACUGUCAUAUUUAUAAGAGGAACGGGUAAAUACAAAAACCCGACAAAAUGUGACGUGAUGGUGCAAAGUUGGAUGUGGGCGAGCGGCGGCUUUCGGCACUCGCAAAAAUUAUCUUGUGUCAAGUGGCUACACGAAACCCUCGAACUGUCUAGGGUAUUUGAACAGGUAAAGCUGUAGCAACAGCCAUUUUUUUUAUUUUCGUCCUACUUCGUUCUUUAGUUGCCUUUUGUUCUUAAAGUCACGAACUUUCGUCUCUCGGCUAGGUCAAUGAACUUUGAAACAAAAAAAAGUUCGAGAAUCACCUAUUUCUGCUAGUUUUCCUGACGAAAUAGUAUAAUUUUUUUCAACGAAGAUCAAAACUGGGCUAUUCCUCGUGAAAAAAAAACUCCUUCCAUUUCUGUCGGAGUCUGUUUCCUGUUUUGUGUUAAUCCAUUCAUAAUCUGUCCAAAUAAGUUCAUAGUAUUGAUUUUUGAAUUUUAAUUAGCAGCCUUUAAAUUGGUAGUCGCUUAAAAAAACUCUCAUUUCUCCUCUUUUUAAACUAAAAACGUUGAUUUUGAAAAUUACAACUACGAACAGGAAUUAUACUAUAAAACUUUAUGAAACUUUUAUCCAGUUUUCAGAGAAAGUACCGUUUUGAAUCAUGGAAUAAUUGAAGGGUUGUUUGUCGGUUUGCGAAACUGUCGUGGAUCAAGCGUAGACGAGAAUAUCUCGCUUGUGAUAGUAGUUGUGCAAGGCUAGUGGGCGUUGGAUUGAACCUUAGGUAAAAAGUGGAAAUGGAGACCGACCACUGGGGAUGAAGAAAUGAGUUAAUAAACUAUAGAAAACAUAUUUUGAAAUCUUGGUGGAACUUUUUUCGAACAAGCGAGUUUUGAAAAAUAUGAAAACCUAUUUUCUCUAUAAACCGAGUUUGGGGUUUUUUGCAAUUUUUUUACCUGUACAUAAGAUGAUAUACGACUACAAUCAAAAAUCAGAAUUUCCUGGAGUUUAUUUUUUCUGCCGAUUGAUUCAAAUUAUCCAGAAAAGGGCUUAAAAAAAGUUAUUUCCAGAGCAACAAUAACCGACAUUUCCAAGCCCACCCAAAAAAAAAUGUUUUUAGGUUUCAAAGUUUAGUUUUCCAGACAAAAUUGGUGUCCUUUUUCGAGUGGCUUUAUUGACACUCCGUUGAAGGGCAACUUUUUGAAAUAGCUUUCAUUGAAUUCGUUCAUUCUUUUGCUUGCCCUCCAGGAAAAAAAACGCCUACCAAGGAUUGAGUAAAAGGCGAAAAAUCUUCCAAUUGCCGACGACGUCUUUGAUUUCACGUGUCGCGCCGCAGAUGCAAUUUGGACACACUGUGCGGCCUUGCGUGUGAUUCUUUUUUCCUAUCCUCUUCAAUCACGAAUCUAAGUCAGCUCACCGCAUCUAUACUUUGGUAACUUUGUCUUGGAGCAAUAUUUCUGAGACUUUUUAAAAAAAUUUCGAUUGCUUUGCCACCUGCACUCGAAUUUAUUUAUUUUAUAAGUUGAGGCCUUGAAUUUGUGGAAAUGCUUGUGAGUUCAAAAAAGUUGAAGGUACAAAAAAAUCUCACGACUAUAUUUAAAAAAACUUAUAUUUAAUUUUUCUCUCAUCAUCUACCACUGCUUUUUUUAAACCUCACGUUCUGAUCGGCUCUUGAGAUCCUAUCAUAACUUCUUCUUUUGUUUGGAACAAAACCAAAACUUUAUUCAUCGUCGAACUUAAGCCCUCAAUAAAUAGAAAAAAACUUUUUCAGAAAUGCUCUAUUUUUUUAACCUUCAGAAGUUCAAUCCAAUGUCCAAAAAAACUAUCUAUAUCUGCUGAGCUUGAUUGAACAGGAUUUAUAAGCGAUAGAACGGAAAUCAAGGUAGAAUUGGGUUUUGCGCUGCGAUAUCUCUUCAAUAUUGAUAUUUUUCAACAAAAAAAAAAUAAAAAAUUUGAAAUUUUAUUCAGAGCUUGCUAAAAAGCGAAGGCAUACCGUUAUCGAACCGGAAUUAUAAAGUUUUGAAAGCAAAAAAUAAUAAAUAUCUUUGGCGUUUGCAUCGGAGGAACGGGAAAUGUUUGAAAACGCAAAAAGGUGUCGAUAGCCCUUUCAAAAUUGCUCGGAAACAGUAAUAAUUUUUGAUUUAAAGAAAUUUUGUUGUCGGGAAAAGUUUCAUUACGUGCGAUGAAAAAAUUAAAUCGUGAAUUCGCGUAAGCUAUGAUUUCACGCAGUUUUUAUCUGAAUCCAGAAAACUUGACACAGAGGGUCAACACGAACCAAAACAAAUAGAGAAGAAGAAAGACGGGGCUUGGGUAAAUUUCAAAUUAAAACCCAUCGGUUAUGUUGAUUCACAUUUAUGGAGCCUCGAGCAAAACGCACUUCUCGUUUCGCUUUCGGCGAGCACAUUGUCGUCAUAGGAAUUCUAGUCCUCGUUUCUGCCUUCAUUGGCAAUUUCUCGCCCAAUUGGAGAAUUUCGCGAUUUUUUUUUCUUUCCAUUUGCGCCAUCGCAUCGUGCUCGCCUUUAUGGUCAGCUAUCACGUGCGCAGAGCCAUCGGAAGCCCGAAAACAUCCUUUUGGGCGAUCUGCCACCACGAAUUCAUCAUUGAACUCGGAGCGUGGAGGCUGUCGAAAAGAUUCCCCAGGGAGCUUCUCCCGUGAAGAUAUUCAAAUUGCGUGCCAACAAGGACGCGAACACCUCAAUAUACAUAUCGUACGCUCUCUAUUUUUACUUUCGUGAAACUUGAAAAUUCCAAAACAGUCUUGAAUCUUCUAAAAAUAUCAAAACGUAAGAAAGUCUUUGAAAAAAAGGAGCUCAGUUUACUAUGGAAAUUUCAGUGCAAACAAGAAAUCUUGAAUUUUUGUUCAAUGAAUAAGUUUUUUCGAGUGAAGUUCGGAAAGUUGCAUUAUACUUCAGAUGCUUUUCUUCCGCGUUCUUUCUCCCACUCAUCCUCUUGAGAUUUUUUCCAUCUAUCAUACUUUUUCUUUUCUUUUGGUUCAGUUUUUCCCGUUUCAAUUUCGACAGCUUGUCUGUUUUGACUAGUUUGAACUUUUUUCUGUCAUAUCAACUCCAUUGAAAAAAGUUUUCUCCUGCUGAUAAUCUUUUUCAGCGAUUUAUUGAUUUUAAGUUGUUUUGAGAAGACGUUUCCAAUCAUUGAACUCUCUUGAAAUUUUGAUGCACAUACAAAUAUUCAUAAAAAAAAGGUUAGAGUGCAGUUUCAGAAUGAAUAUUACUAUGAUAAACUAUUGUAGUUGGAAGAAGUCAAAAUGAAAGCUCCAUUGUUUCUCUUUCAAAUAAUCCAAACCAUGCAAUAAGGUCUGGAAAUUCGAGUGGGUUUUCGAUGGUUCGGAGGUUCAGAUGUUGAGCUGCAAAAGUUCCCCGCUUGAGCUGUUUGUAAUGCCCGUGUUUUGUGCUGGAGACACAGAGAAAAGUCAGAGAGGGGCUGGCCGAGCCAACGCCGCACAGCAUUGCGUGAUGAAAGCCGAGGCGAUCACUAACUGA
Messenger RNA from Caenorhabditis auriculariae, 7511 nucleotides. The record is from the annotation of a GenBank genome assembly. NCBI's taxonomy places the organism in Eukaryota, Metazoa, Nematoda, Chromadorea, Rhabditida, Rhabditidae.